AUGGCAGUAGGCUACACCUGCGCUCAGUGCCUUACGGUACUCCGCCAGGGUGCACGGGUAUCCGGAUCCCCGGCACGCCUGCAAAGUCUCGCCCCCAUCCGCCGGAGAUGCGCCGUCUCCCCAUCCUGGACUCGCAGCUUUGGCUCCGAGCGCAACAACCGGUCUCUCGGCGGAAAUGGACCUGCGUCUGAGCAAUCCAAGGCAAAGACCGUCAGUGGUGGCUGCUCCACAUCGUGCUCGCACUCGACUCCGUCUUUCGCGCAGAAAGCUUCCGCAUCGACCUCUACCGGUCCCUCCGUCGAUACGCGACCAAUCCUGAAACCUGAUAACCUGUUCCACUCCUUUUCGAACUCGCCCUCAUAUGCUAUCCGUCAGCGUGCGAACUUUAUCAAGCAGAACGCCUUCUGCCCUCAUCCGAGUCACCAGCAAACCCGAGCCCCAGUCUCUCCUCAUGAUCCUGAAACCCGCAAAACUGCCGACGCCAGCAAGGCCAGUCUCCCGCCUGCCCAUUCGCAUUUCGAGUGCCCGGACUGCGGUAUUCCGAUCUACUGCUCGGAGGAACACUGGAUGGAUGAUUUCGAGGCUCAUCUUGAGAUCUGUGAGACUCUGCGCCAGAUCAAUGAGGAUGAUCAUGAUCUGCAGUCUGGCCGCUUUUUCCCAGAGUUCAAUUAUCCCGGUGUCCAGGACGAUAACUUUGUGGUCAACAUGACCAAUUGGGAUACCUUGAUGUAUACUCGCGAAUUCGACGCCAUCAACGACGAUCGCUCCAUGCGUCAGGUUACCCGUAUGCUUACCUACCCGCAAACCAUCGCAAGUGUUUUGCAUGAGUUGAGCCCCUACAGCGUUCGGGGCAAGAAUCGGUUGACAGCUGAGGGUUUGAAGAGUUUGGCUGCCCUGAGAUACUCCCUUCACCCACCGCGAACAGGUGAGGAUAUCGACCUGAAGGGUCUCCGUUUGAAGGCUCCCCCUGUUCGAAUCUUCAUUCUCGGUGCCCGCGCUGAAUCCUCGCUCCCUCGCGACGUCUGGCUGCAACUGCAGUACAUGUUCCCUCGUUCCCUGCUACACCUGGUCUUUAUCGGACCGGAGAGCAUGUCGAACCGCGACGCUGAGUUCCCUUUGCCCGAGCGUACCCCCGGCAAUCCAUUUGGCGGUAUCGUGGAAGACCGUCUCGGUGGUCAAAUGAAGAUUACCACUUAUGUCGACUAUUUCCACACCAUGUACAAGGCUCAGUAUUUCCAGCCCUUCGACCCUUAUCUUGACAUGUUCAUGCUAUUCCACCCUGGCCUCGGCCACCCGGCCAGUUCGCACGAGUGGGAGGAGACGCUUCCCCAGCUGCUGGAGACUAAGGUGCCUAUCCUUUGCACUGGCUAUACGCAGUGGGAUAUGGAGCGGGAUAUUAAGUGGGUGCAUGAGAAGUGUGCGGGCGAAUUUGAUCUGCUUCUUGAGCCUGGUGAGAAUAUCUUCCGCAGCUUGAGGUGGGAUCUGAAUGAUAUGGAUCCGCAUGAUAUCUCCUGUGGUAACUGGGGAUUGUGGGGUUUCCGUGGAAAGAGGUAUGAGGCGACUAUGAAAGACUAA
Molecule: messenger RNA, 1575 nt
Organism: Penicillium argentinense
Lineage: Eukaryota; Fungi; Ascomycota; Eurotiomycetes; Eurotiales; Aspergillaceae
Product: putative mRNA processing protein (Mss51)
Exons: 3
Coding region: 1-1575 (524 amino acids)
Biological process (GO): mitochondrial respiratory chain complex IV assembly
Cellular component (GO): extrinsic component of mitochondrial inner membrane
Source: RefSeq, a predicted model, not a curated record